GUCGUCAGCACUCGCUCGCCAACCCUUCUCUCGCCCCCAUUCUGCUCUUCAACGUGCCUCUCUACCAGCUCUUGUUUCCCUUAUGCAGUAGCAAUUAUUUACUUUUUCAUCCAUUGGGAUUGCUGCCAAACCCACCUAUGCUAUCCUGGCCCGCCUGAAACCUUACCUCCUCCUCGUUAACAUCAUCAUCACUGCACUGGACGUCUCUGCUCACGACCACAGCUGGCUGCUCAAAGUUGACCGAAUUUUGCCUUCACGGUGCCAUACGCCCAAACCACAGCCAUGAACCCUCAUCAGCAGAAUAAGAUCGACAUCAAUUCUCUGAGCCCCGAUGAACAGCGUCUUUUGCGGCUGUAUGGGAAAAUUCCAAACAAGAAAGACCUGCUCCAAAAUAAGCUGAAGGAACGAAAAUAUUUUGACUCGGGCGACUAUGCUCUUAGCAAAGCCGGCAAAGCAUCCGACGUUGGAGUUACCAGCAUCGGUUCCCGUCAUCCUGUCCCGGAAAAUAUCCCUCACCUGACUGCAACCUCACCUCCCCAAGCAAGCCCCAUUCCCGGACAUUUCAAUGGUCAUUCCCCAACCCAGACUGGCGGAGCCCAUAACGGGUUACCCGUCGGGAUGAGCCGUAGUCCGAUCCGAGAAAGUAACUUCCCACACCGAAAGUCGAGUCUGGGAGAUAGCGGGCUCGGGGAGGAGGGCCAGAAAGAGAGGUCCAAAGACGCUGGUGAGGGUCUUACUAGUGCUGAAGCGCGCAAUCGUGACACCAAAGAAGGGAGCAUAAGUCCUCCACGAGUCACAGGCGGUUUGCCAAUUCGGAGAUAGUCUUGAAGUUCCCCCGGCGUAAAGUGAAAGGGGAGAGAAUUUGGCUACAAUCUUGAAGUUGGUGGUAUGAUUUGCUUAUUGAGAUGGCAACCGUUAAACAGUUCUUUGCACUGGGUGAUUCAUAUGGAGUACCGAAUGGGUAUGGAUAUAUCGUGGGUGUCUGCUUGUGGAAUGCUGAGUGGUCAGUGAGCUUUCCAGGGCUGUGAGCCUGGAAUCUCGUUGUGGAGCUCGUUUGCCUUUUAUCCUUACUGUUACUUCUCCCUUCCUUAUCCCAUAUCUAAAAGACCCUCGCAUGUCCUCAACAAGCUGUCCA
Molecule: messenger RNA, 1135 nt
Organism: Coccidioides posadasii C735 delta SOWgp
Lineage: Eukaryota; Fungi; Ascomycota; Eurotiomycetes; Onygenales; Onygenaceae
Cellular component (GO): cytoplasm
Molecular function (GO): protein phosphatase inhibitor activity
Source: RefSeq, a predicted model, not a curated record